Leptosomus discolor (cuckoo roller) is the source of this 315-nucleotide messenger RNA. The record is from RefSeq and is a predicted model, not a curated record. Lineage: Eukaryota; Metazoa; Chordata; Aves; Leptosomiformes; Leptosomidae.
GUCCGCUACGCGACCUGGAGCAUCAUCAUGGACUCGGUGGUGCCGUCCGAUAAGGGCAACUACACCUGCAUCGUGGAGAACAAAUACGGGAGCAUCAACCACACCUACCAGCUGGAUGUCGUGGAGCGGUCCCCGCACCGGCCCAUCCUGCAGGCCGGGCUACCUGCCAACAAGACGGUGGCCCUGGGCAGCAACGUGGAGUUUGUCUGCAAGGUCUACAGCGACCCCCAGCCCCACAUCCAGUGGCUGAAGCACAUCGAGGUGAACGGCAGCAAGAUCGGCCCCGACAACCUGCCCUACGUGCAGAUCCUGAAG